AUGGUGACCCCACGACAGGAACUGGCGUUUGAAGGUCGAUACAUGAUCUUCGCAAGAAGCCACAGCGGCGAAGUCCUUGAGGUGACCUAUUUCCCAUCCAAAUCACGAAGCAAAAAGCCUAUCCUUGCACCCAGGCCGUUCUACCGCAACCAACGGGGCACUCAGCGCUUCGCUGAAGACAUCGACUUCAACACAGUCAGCGCUGAGAUCGUUCCGGGAAGAGAUGGCCAUGGGCUUGAUAGCAUCACCAGGAUCGCCCACAAGGUGUGGGAAACGAAGGGAGGCUUCGAGCUCUUGCCCAGCAGCGAGUUGAAAGAGUCCAAAGAGAAAAAGAGCGUCGGGUCCUCGGGCAAUUCCGCCGGCGAUGGACUGAAGCGCCGAAGGUAUGAGAUGCGGCGGAAGGAUACGCAGUCGCCCAACAAGAAGCAAAAGAUCGGCAAUGCAUCGACGAUCAUAUCUGCUGAGCGUAAGAAGCAGGUCGUUGCCUCGUUCGAAGGUAGCGAGCCCAUGGAUGCACAAGACAUAGUAGAUUUCUGCCAAGUGCAGAAGCUCGAGCACCAGAACGGUGAAGCUCCAACAUAUGCGACCAUCACCGCCGCACGAGCGUGGGCCAAGACUACAGCCAACAGUACUCCAUUUGCGGCCCCAGAGUGGCUUCAAUACAAGUAUCCUGUGAAGGUCAAGAAGGGUAGGGAAGAGAAAGUCUCAGUCGAUGCUCUCGAGCCGCGUCAGACCACGACGCCAGGUCUCCAGCCCUCUAUGGGAGAAGCUCAGGUCGUUGAAGCUGAAGCUGCGCUUGAGGACCCUACUUGGACUGAGAUGUUGGGGGCAAUGAAGCAUUGGAUACCGGAGUGGCCUGAGCAACAGUGA
Messenger RNA from Alternaria postmessia, 870 nucleotides. RefSeq lists its product as uncharacterized. The record is from RefSeq and is a predicted model, not a curated record. The transcript is spliced from 2 exons. Lineage: Eukaryota; Fungi; Ascomycota; Dothideomycetes; Pleosporales; Pleosporaceae. Bases 1 to 870 code for a protein of 289 amino acids.